Messenger RNA from Manihot esculenta (cassava), 770 nucleotides. Its product is annotated as protein transport protein yos1. Gene Ontology annotation, biological process: endoplasmic reticulum to Golgi vesicle-mediated transport. The coding region runs from base 324 to 557 and encodes 77 amino acids. The record is from RefSeq and is a predicted model, not a curated record. Gene Ontology annotation, cellular component: Golgi membrane; endoplasmic reticulum membrane; COPII-coated ER to Golgi transport vesicle. The transcript has 4 exons. Lineage: Eukaryota; Viridiplantae; Streptophyta; Magnoliopsida; Malpighiales; Euphorbiaceae.
CUCAUCCUUUCUUCUUUGGAUCUAAUGUUCGCUCUUGGAAACGAUUCUGUACGGAAUCGAACUUUCUAGGUUGACGAUACUGCUAAUAGUAAAGAGUUCAGUUUCAUCGAUUGCUUCUUCUCGACUCUGGAUCACUCGGUUAUCUUAGCGGCCUGCUGUUGAUUUGAUAUGGAAAUGAGAUUUUAUGGAAGAAUCAGCUCGGAGAUCAUCUCUCUUGGUUUGAACAAUUUAAAAAGAUAUGGAUAGAAGCAUGUUCUUUGGUUCUUCAUGUGAUGCUGUUGAUUACAAUCAAAUAGCUGUGUCAAGUUUCUUUGCUGCAGAAAAUGGGUUUCUGGACUUUCCUGGAAGGUCUACUACUUUUUGCAAAUGCAUUAGCAAUACUGAAUGAAGACAGGUUCCUUGCUCCAAGGGGAUGGACACUGGCAGAACUCCAAGGAGGCAGAAGAAAUUCGAUUAAGGGACAGAUCAUUGGGCUCAUACAUGCUUGCCAGUUCAUGAGAUUACCACUUAUAAUUCUAAACAUCAUCAUUAUCCUAGUGAAGCUUUUCUCCGGGUGAGGUCGAGCAAGAUUCUGUCUCAUUGCUAAUUUUUCUAGAACUGUCGAGUACUUGAGAGUUUUGUGUAUUAAUACUGGGUUGAGGCCCAAAAUAAUUUGAGAGGUAAAAGGCGUUUGUUCAAAUAGAUGACUGGAUAUUCGAUUUUGGGGAGCUUCUCUAACGUCCAGAACUAUGUAAUGUUAUUGUUGUUGACGUGAAUUGUUUCUUUACUGA